Diachasmimorpha longicaudata is the source of this 8843-nucleotide messenger RNA. It is a transcript of the gene mtd, whose product is annotated as TLD domain-containing protein 2. The record is from RefSeq and is a predicted model, not a curated record. The coding region runs from base 1075 to 4821 and encodes 1248 amino acids. Gene Ontology annotation, cellular component: nucleus. Gene Ontology annotation, biological process: response to oxidative stress. NCBI's taxonomy places the organism in Eukaryota, Metazoa, Arthropoda, Insecta, Hymenoptera, Braconidae. The transcript is spliced from 19 exons.
AGCUUAGUAACGCUUUAUCUUAUAUCGAGACGACUUCGUCAAGAGAGAAUAACCAGUUUAUCAAACUCGCGGUGUGUGAACAAGUACUCAUUAAAAAUAAUCAUUAAUCAUUGAAUAUUGUUCGUUAUUUUGAUGUUCAAUUGGUGGCGUCCGUCGCAAUUCCGAGGAAAACAAAGUGCUUAAGACCCGGGAAUAAAUGACAAGUGGAUUAAUUGAUUUUAUGACCAAUGGAUACUAAAGACUAACGAAAAAUGCUGCCGGACAGAAGUGAACCCACGGACGUGAAGCGAGAGUGAAAAGUUAUUUGGAUUUUUUUUACUCUUCGUUUCCAUGGGGUUUUGUUUCACGAUUGUUAAUCCGAAAUAAAUGAGAGGAAAUCGGCCUCGUCAAGGCCGACUGGAUACCAGCGACAAAUCAAGACGAUUUGUGGGUAUGUUAACCUCGGAAGGGCGUGGAUUUAUAUCCCUCUGACGAUUGUAUACGCCUCGUUUCAUCAUUCCUUUCUGUUUAUCACCAACGAAAAGUCGACGGAAAUAUUGGAUGAAUAAUUAAAUUGAUUGGAUGAACUAUUGAAAAUUUCCUGCAGUCUCCGGAAAAUCAUUACAAAAAUUCCCAGUGAAUUAUAUCAAAUAAAAAUCAGCACCACUAAAAUACACAAAAAACAACAAAAAAAAACAUGCCAAACACACUGAGUAGGAAUCGUCAACUGCUGGGGAAUUAUUCAUAAAUGUUUAUGGUAAAUUAACAGCGUUUGAAUCCCCGAAAAAUCAUACGUCUCCGAAAUAACAAUUCGGCCGACGAAUGAAUGUUAAAAUAAAAAAAACUCAUCAACUGGGUACAGGCCAACGCUCUGUCCCGGAGUGAAAAGGCGGUCGCGAGCCUGUAGGUCGGCUUUCACCCGGUGUAUUUGCCACCAGGUUGUAGCUGUAGCCCACGGCAUACCUCCAGUGAGUGCAGUAUUGUCGGGCCGAGCGGAUCGCAAUGACGCUCGCCAACAUAUAAAGACAAAAAAAACAACAUAACGUGAUACCACAAAGGACGGUGGGACAUUAUUCAAGUGUUUGAAAUCAUAGCAUGGAAAUGUACAUCACAGAGGCACCAGGUAGUGGCCAGACUGGCCAAAAAUUCGCCUCAACAAAUUCAAUUCCUCUUGCUAUCGAGGAAUCAUCGGAAAAAUUACCGUCAAUAUUGCUGCGCGACACGAAGGGCCGACGGCACAGUGUUCUCGAUGAUCUACGUGCCAGGAGGGACAGCCUGUUCCAACGUGCAAGACGCAGCAGCAUAUUCGAGGAUAAGGAGAAUAAAAAGGACAAGGAGAACAAGAGGAACGAUGAUAAGAAGGAAAAAAGAAGAAGCAGUGAGGGCAAUCGACGGGGCUCGGUGUUCUAUGUGUCUGAUGAUUUGCUUGAGGAGAAUCCUGACACAAUGAAGGAGGAGAUUGAGGUGAAAAAGGGACGUAGGAAGUCGUGGCAUCCGUUGGUUAAGCCACCCAAGGCCGAUAGGAAGAGGAAAAAAGGCCUCACUGGUAUAACAGCUGAUGUUGGUAGUACUGAGGGACUCUAUGGAGGCAGACAGAAGAGGCUGUCUUGGUGGAAUAUUUUUGUUCCUGAUUCUGUCACGAGGUCACGACGCAUGUCACAGCAAGAUGUCUCUCAAUCGAGAUCCACGGAGAACCUGACAGCCUCAUUCUUCCGGAGUAAGAGCCGGAGUGUUGAUCAUGGAUUCUCAACGCCGUACGAUCUGGAAUCACUGCGAAGCAAAGUCGAGGGUCGUUUCGAAUCAGUCGACAAGCUUUCCAGAGAUUCUGACAGUGAUGGGAAAGAUGGGACAACCAUUCAGGAGAAGAGACAGGCACGUCUCACUCAGCCCGAAAAUACGAUUGCUUACAGAGUGGGUGAUAGAGAUACUCUGACAUCGGUAGCCGCCCGGUUCGAUACAACACCAUCAGAAUUGAGCAAACUUAAUAGGCUUGGCAGCACAUUCAUUUACCCGGGACAACAACUAUGGGUUCCCACAAAGGGUGAGGCUCGUCUCGGUCCUGAUGAACUUGGCUUGGAUACACCCAGUCCUGAUCCCUGUCAUGAUCACGAUUCUCAGGAUGAUUUACCGCCUGAAGAGAAAGAACUUUUGGACAAUUUGCGACCUGUUUCACCGAAACCAGGUCACUCGGAACGAGUUAAAACGCCACUAGACAGUCGCACUGGUGCCAGGGAUGAGGAUGAGCCACCGUACAGGGAGAGAUUCUUGAAGAUAAAUGUUCGUCAUAUCACAGACGGACAGGGUGUUGUUGGUGGUGUUCUCCUGGUAACACCAAACGCAGUGAUGUUUGAUCCAAAUGUAUCUGAUCCCCUUGUAAUUGAGCAUGGAGCUGAAUCAUACGGUGUCAUAGCACCAAUGGAAUUUGUAGUUAAUGCCGCAAUAUACUACGACAUUGCUCACAUGAGGGUCAGCCACACAGAUGCUCUCGGUACAGAUAAAAAGCCAGAAAUUUAUUACAUGGAAAAACCAACGAAAGAUGGAAAAUGCCUGUCCCCUGGUAAAGAUGAAAAUUUUUCUGAACUCACUGGUGAUGAUAAUGAGAGCGUCUGCAGUUGCGCUGAACGUGAGGGUGAUGCAUUUCCAAAGGCCUUUGAGAGGGAUCUUGUUACUCCCACCAACCUUCAGAAUGACGAAGGAUCAACAUCCAAGGAAGCCGAGAAGGAAAAAGACAAAGAUAAGAAAGAGGAGGAGUCAGGAACAAGUGAUAAAGAGUUGAGUAUCCAGUCAAUGCGGACCCUCGAGGAACGCAGGCGUUCCAUGCUGGAUCACCACUGGGCAGUGCCCAGCAAGGACAGGAACUCUAUGUCAGUUGACGAUGAACAGCAGGACUCCCUGAACUCAGACAAGGCUGAGUCAUCAAAACCCAAUGCCAUACCCGAGGAGGAAGGAUCUCUAGUCAAACAGUCGUGCUAUGAUUCUGGUAUCGACAUACGUGAAUGUAUAGCCCCUAUUCCCGUAGUGCAGCCUAUCCCAUCGAAAAAAAUGUAUUCGGAUGCGGAAAUAGUUUUAUCUUCAGAUUGGGUACCGCCGAUCACCAUUGCACCAGCUCACAUCACGAGCACCAGUACUCUGGAUACAAUUCCAUCCGUCAAUGGAAGGAAGAAGGCCAGCUCAGUGUCAUUCAGUCUUGACAGCAAUGCUGAGGAGCCUGAGGCGGAUGUGGAACAGAAACAUGAAGAUGAUAAACAGGAGACACGCAAAAAUAAGAUGUUGAAGAGGCUGUCUUAUCCCCUGUCCUGGAUGGAAGGCCUCACUGGGGACAAAGACGAUGAAUCCAAAACAGUACCUGAAAAAGUACCAAGUCUCCCAAACAGUGCCGACAGCCACCACUCUUCGGUAUUCAGUAAAGUCUUCUCGAGCUCGCCGAUCAACCUGGUGAGUGACUUUAGCUCGGGGCUAUUUGCUAAAACACCGAGUGAAGAGAGCAGCGGAGGCGGUAGAUCUGGUAGUACACCACCUCUUACCGCCUCCUCGCUCUCCCAGGACCACAGCUAUCAAUUUUCACCAGGGCCCACUAGCCUCUUGGGACGCUCCUCUGUCGGGACCUUCAUUCGCCAACAGCCCUUGACCUCGUCAGGCAGCAGCAGUGCUGACAGCACACGUGGUAACAGAGUAACGACACAUGCACCGAGGGUGGAUUACCGCAGCGUCGUGUCUGUCGAUGAUAAGCCCGAGCUUUUUGUCAGUUUUGACAUCCAAGCACCCAAUUUCCCCGACUUUGAAGACCUCGAAUUGAUUCCAAGGCCAGCGAGAAGCUGUGAGGAUCCACCACUGUACCUGAGGCUGCGCACUGGUAGACCAAAGGACAAAAAAAUUCCUCAGUCAACCCCAAUUAUGAGCUACGGAAAAAAGAAAUUGCGACCUGAGUAUUGGUUCAGUGUUCCUCGAAACAGGGUGGACGACUUGUUCAGAUUUAUUCAUUCGUGGGUACCAGCAUUAUACGGUGAGCUUGAUGAAAAUUACUGGAUUGAGCGUGGUUACAUCCUCUCGGACACGGACACAGACCUAUCCCCGGAAGCUUCGCCUCAGGAAGGGGGAGAUACCGGUGAAUCCGUUGAGGAGACCAAAACCGGUGACGAGAUUAGUGAACUGACGCGAGAGUCAUGGGAGCGGCUCAAGGCACCGUACGUAAAGUUAUGCAGCAUGCUGGUCUCGAGUACGUCAGCGGACUCAGAGCAGCCCCAGGAUGCCCAGGUAUUGUCUAUGAGCGAAGAGCUUCGAAGAGCCUUGUACGCAAACAGUGCAAUAUCCCUUGACAUUGACGUCAUUGUGCCUGAUUUAGUCGGCACAACUGAGAUACUGAAGGACGAGCACAGAGAGAGUCUGUGCCGGCAUUUGCCAGCGAGAGCCGAAGGCUAUCUCUGGACCCUUGUUUUCAGCACAAGUCAGCAUGGUUUCAGUCUCAACAGCAUGUACCGAAAAAUGGCCAAGAUUGAGAGCCCUAUACUUCUAGUCAUUGAGGAUACUGAAGGAAAUGUAUUUGGUGCCCUCACGUCCUGUUCUCUCCACGUGAGCGAUCAUUUCUACGGGACAGGGGAAUCACUCCUCUUCAGGUUUACACCGAGGUUCCAGGCGUUCAAUUGGACAGGGGAUAAUGUUUAUUUCAUCAAAGGAAAUAAUGAGAGUCUGUCGAUUGGCGCUGGAGAUGGUAAAUUUGGGCUGUGGUUGGACGGCGAUCUGUAUCAAGGACGAACUCAAUCCUGUAGCACAUACAGCAAUGAACCCCUUGCGCCCCACGAGGACUUUGUUGUUAAAACACUAGAGUGUUUUGCAUUCAUAUAGGAUUCGGCCACUUACAAUCCAUCCACCACAACGUUGGAGCCUAAUUUGACCUGAGCUCGGGAUUUGUAGUGGAAAAACAAAUCCAAGUAUCAGGAGAGAUCAGACUUAUUGACCAUUUAAUGAAGAUUAAAGAUGGAGAUUCAUGUACCGAGAAAAAAAACUGUAGAAUUAAAAAGAGAGAACUAAAUUGAGGGAAAAAUACUGCAAGUAUUGGAGGGAGGGGGGUGUCGAUUAAAAAAGAAAAUUAUGAUACUAAAAUACUAGAUAAAUCGACACCAAUAAAUUCAAUCAAUUCUGUUGGGAGAUUUAAUUUUAGAAGAACUGAUGCGAAUGACGAUGAGAAUUGUGAAUUUGCGCUUUAAUUGCCGGAAUGUCUACUGAUCGAUAGACUUAUCGUUAACACUUUUUUUAUUUAUAUUUAUUUUCAUUAUUUUGUAUUGUUUAACAGUUAGUUGUUACCCGCCGAUAGAUCAACGAUAUUAAUUUCCUUCUGAUGCAGCAAAUAAAUCGAGUUUUGCGCCUGAAUAUGUAAAACUUGAUGUUUAUUUUACCAAACAGAUCGAUAAACUCGUUCGAGGAAAAAAAAGAGAUAUAUAUUUUUUUUAGCCACUGAACGUGAUGAGAAAAUUGAGAUAAUGGUCUUUGCUAAUUGCUAAUACCUCAAAAAGAAGAGAGCGAGGGAGAUUAUGAGAUGCUACCAAAAACCAAUGCUAACUAACCGUUUGUUGAUGUGUAGAUAAUGUAGAUAGUGAAUGUACAUAUAUAUAUAUAUAUAUUGCAAGUCGUGUAGAAUGAUUAAUUGUAACGCUACAAAAAAAAACGCAAAAAUAUAUAUUAUACAAAGAGAAUUAAAAAAAAAUCAAUAUGUUGGAUCGUAUUAUAUCAUGUAUACAUGCUAUUACUGUAAUGUGAGACUUGGGUGGGACUCGAGGUGAGAGACCAUUCGAAUCUGCCUAGGAUCUGAGAUAGAUUAGUGUCACGUAUGAAUCGUACUGAUUAAAUCAAGGGAUUUUGAAUGGAUUUUAAUGAAAUUGGUAAUGUUUGAUUAUUGUUGAUGAGAUUUAGCAGGUAAAUUUAAUGUAGAAUUCUACACCAGUAUCACAACGAAUGCAAGUGUCUGUGCAUCAUUCUCUGAAUUAAUCAUCUUUCAUUAUUUGAAAUCAAGUGAAAUUGAACGGUAGAUUAAUCGAAAAUUUUACGGUUCAUUUGGAUUUUAUUUAACUUACCAUUUACGAAAUCUAAAUCACGAGGGAAAAAAUUUGAGAAACUGAGUGAAUUCACGAGUCAUCGAGUCCAUGAUUCAUCGAGUGCUUCACAAUCAUUAGAUAUGAUUGGGGUUUAACGGGGAAGAGAGAUCGAGGGGGAAUUAAUCGAAGUUACAGUGCUGGAUAGACAAAUGUUGAUGAGUAGCACCUAGAGGAGAGAGACAUAAUUCACAAUAAACGUGAGUUAUGGCUGACGAACUAGCGUAUUAUGCAUAUCAAGUCUAAUGAUUCAGUGCAUUAAAGGAUACUUUGAUAAGUCUGUGUUAUUUUUCAUUAAUCUCCAUAUAGUGAUGAUUUUUAUUAACAAUUUAUCAAUGAAGAACCGACGAUUUAUCCGGCAUUUCAUCAUCAAUAUUUUAACGUGAUAAUAAAAUACUAAUUCAUAGCGUAAACUCGUUGACUAAUCAGCAAAUGAUUAAUGAGUGAAUUGCAGCUUUGGCUUCGAUUUAUUUGCAUUUUCAUUCGAUAGAACACAAUUAAAAUGAUGGAGGACGAGGGAUAAUUAAGAAAAUAAUCAUUAACGAUUGAAAAAUAUUGAUGGAGGAGUUUUUUUGAUAGAUGUCAGCUUGCUAAAUGUAGAAUUACUCAAGCAAAAUCAUUAGUAAAGUUGGUGAAUUAAUGAAACAUUAAAUUUAAAAACAACAAAUGGAAUAAAAUCCUAGAUGUAUUGUUUGUGAUAUAAAAUAACACAACAUUGCUCCCAGAUUCCCCUUUUCUAACAACACGUGGAUAUAUACUAUUGGGGUAGAAUUUACAUCAUAACUCAAUGAGUGUUGAAACAAACGAAUUUGGGAGCUUAUAUCCAGCAUUGUACAGAAAUUACAAGAAAAAAAUUUAAAAAUUGGAAAAAAAAUAUGUGCUACUGCCUAUACACACUUGUAGGAGUAGAUUUAACAUAAAUGUGAGUUGUUGAAGAGAAGACAUAAAUAUCGGAGGACAAGUUUGAUGAUUUCGAAUAUAAUCCUCAAUACUCUUUGUGACUCAGGAAGUUUUCCAUGAAUCAAUGUCUAAAAUUGGCUGAAAAUGUCUAAUGAUUAAUUAAAAAAUGUUUUUAGGUAUGUAAUGAAUCGCCUGCGGUUGGUAGCUUCGAUUAUCGGGUGAUCGAAAUGGGAAGAAUUCGAUAGGUCGUUCAAUUUCUUUAGAAAAUAUUGCUUCGAAAUUAUUUGAGACAAUUUUCUAGGUUUUUUUUUCCAAAUUGUUCUUUUCUAGGUUUCCUUUCACUCUGCAAUUCGUGGGAAGUAUCAGUAGAGUAGGACUCUUGUAAAACUUUUCUCCAAAUUCUUUUCUUCUUCAUUCCAAAGAUUUUUAAAUGAGGGACAAAACUUUUUCACACAAAAUUCAAGAGAAUUGAUAGCAACUUCCUGUUUCUUCUCAUUUCGUUUAGCCAAGAGAAUAAAAUAAGAAGCAGUUAAAACCGUACACACAUACCCAGAGCGAUGUUGAUCUGUCGUACAUUGUCAAUUAGUUCCAGACUGACUGCAGGGAUUGCGAGAGCGGAUAACAGUUGUGUGUCUCGGUGUUUCUAGCCAAUAGACGUGUCGUCGUCAUCGUCGUUGAACACAUCAUUGUUUUAAAGAAAUAAAAUAAUGUGAAAGCUUAUAGUUGGGCUGUCGUCUAUAUCCGACGAUGCGAUACUUCAAAAGGGUAAUCGAGUCUUCCUUGGGAGCAGAUCAAAUUCAGAAUCGAAUUUGAAUGAUUUCGGGGCCUCAGGCCUCUCAACACAAAUGACCUCCUUCAAAAAUUGAUAUUCUGUCCGUAUUGAACCUGGGAGAGAGAAUACUCGGAUACCCUUAAACAACAAUUUUCUGUCCAAGGCCCAUAAAUGCCACAUUACACGCACGAAAAAGUUAACAGAAAAAUGCAGCGAAUACGUCGAAGCUUCUAGCAAUUUUCUAGAGGCAGCGAACACUAUUCGAUUAAUCUGUAUAAGUUAUUCUCAAAAAACUGAUAGGAAAUUCAGAAGAACUCCAGGGAAUUCGCUGUUUUCCUGUUAAUAUUUUUAUCCGUGCACUCCAACUUCAUAAUAAAAAUUCAAUGAGUGACCCAAAAAAAUAUCAUUUAACUCCCUUAACUCUCUGUUAGACACACAAUAACGGUUGAAAGAUUGCAGAAUAAAAAAAAAAACAUAAAAUUAUGGAAUGAAAAAAAUCUCUGGACCAAUGAAUUUUACACUUUAUAAUUAAAGAGAAAAACCUAACUUCUUGAAAUUGCUACUUCUGCGACUGCUUCUAGCACAAUCUCUGGACCCGAAUAACUCAUUGAUGAUAAAAUUUAAUGUAUAAUCAGUAGAAAUUGUUUCGAAAUAUUCGAUUAUCGUUAUUGUAUUGGCAGUGAUGCCAUUGUCGUGAUAAAAAAAAUUAUUGCAACUUCAACGACACGAGAUUAGUGUGGUGCUGAUACUAGCUACCCACCCCCAGUCAAUACCAAUUGGAGCUGUUUGUUGAGUGAUAAUUAUUCGGAGGGAGUAGGAGAGUUGAAAAGGCUUUUGUUGAGAUGAUAAUUCAGAUGAAAAUGGUCUGUUUGGUUUUGCUUAUCAGGAUGUGAACGAUCAGGUGCUGAUCGAAGGGAUGAAUAAUGAUGCUGAGUGAUGGUAUGGAGUACGUACGUACCAGUGCGUCAAUUGUAUUUAUGUAGAUCAUUAUAUGUAAAUAUACCUUGGGCUUGUGUGGGCUCACUGUAACAUUAACACGAACACAGAGAACAAUUAACACGCAUAUAUUAAAUAAAAUGCCAACCAAUGUGUUGUGAGUGAAUUCA